AUGCUCACCGCGCUGAUGGCACCAGCCCUGACCAUCGUCACCAGCGGCCUAUACACGCCCACCCCCGUUCCAUGGCGCCACGACAUCGCACUGGACGUCACAGGCUGGUUCCACAUCGGCGACGGCAAAGUUCGCGACGUCAGCCUCGGCGGCGACUACGACUUCCUCUCCCUGAUCGAAUACACCAACAUGACCUACCCGCAAUGGACGCACGGCCAAUACGCCUUCUCCACCUUCAACCCCGCCGCCAUCCACGGCAGCAACGACAACGACACCGCCCUCACCCUGGCCGCCGCCCGCCUCCCCGCCGCCCGCGCCAACAUGAACUGCACCCUAACCCACUACUUCCCCCACCUCAACGACUCCGCCCGCACCCAAUACAUCACCGUCGACCCGCCCGCGGGGUGCCACCCGCCGCCUCUCCUCACCACUACCACCACCUCCGACGCCAACAACACGAACGGCACCGACCGCCAACUCCGCUUCUCCCUCGCCUCCCCACCCACCACCAUCGACGCCGACGGCUACUUCGUCAACGACCUGACCGAGUACGGCAUGCUCUACUCGUCCGGCAUCGCCUCCGAAGACCUCAUCCCAGCCGCCGUUUGCGGCGACGACCGCAGCCACUUCUGGUACCUGUCGGGGCACCGCCGGGAGAACGGGACGCACGACUCGCUCUCUCUCCUCCACUGCACGCCGUACAUCGAGGCGCUCGUCGUGGCGACGAACUUCUCGCUGCCGGGGGUCGAAGUCGUCGUUGGGGAGGGGGAAGAGGACGAAGCAGCGGUCGUGCCGGAUGAGGAUUCCGCGGUCUUCAUGUCCGCGGCUCCGAACGCGACGGCAAGGCCGUGGAAUGAUGUGGGGCAGUUUUUGUCACUGCUGGUUAACGGCACGGGGGGGAUGCCGCUGAGGGAGUUUGUGGGGAGGGAGAAUGUGGACGGAUUUAGGGGGAGGCUGGAGGAGCUGUAUGGGAUUUAUAUCGCGCAGGUGCUGCAUACGUAUUAUCGCCGGAGCACGCUCGACGGUGAUGGCGGGGAUGACAGGGAUGACGGGGCUGCGGCGCGGUUCGCUGCUGAGCCGAUUAAUGGGACGGUUGUGGAUGGCGCGCGGAUGCGGCUCGUGCAGAAUACCGUCUCGACGCGUAUCUUGGAGGGGCUGUUGGCGGCGAUGCUGGUGUGCGGUGCCGUGGCGUGCGUGUUGGAGGGGAAGACGCGCAUUUUGCCUAAGGACCCGGGGAGCAUUGCGGCGAAGAUGAGUUUGUUUGCGGAUGGAGAGGUGUGGCGGGACAGGGUGGUGGUGGAGGAGUUGAGGGAGGAAGAGCGAGGGGGGAGGAGGAGAGAAGAGCUUUUCAAGGGGUGGGUGUUUAGGAUGGGGUGGUGGGGUGAGGGGGAGGAGGGUGCGGGUGGAGGAGAUGGGGAGACUGGGAAGAGGAGGUUUGGGGUUGAUGCUACGAGGGUUUAUGUCGACAAUGGGUCUUCCGGUGUUUAA
Molecule: messenger RNA, 1488 nt
Organism: Lasiodiplodia theobromae
Lineage: Eukaryota; Fungi; Ascomycota; Dothideomycetes; Botryosphaeriales; Botryosphaeriaceae
Exons: 1
Coding region: 1-1488 (495 amino acids)
Source: RefSeq, a predicted model, not a curated record